Dentiscutata heterogama is the source of this 159-nucleotide messenger RNA. The record is from the annotation of a GenBank genome assembly. Lineage: Eukaryota; Fungi; Glomeromycota; Glomeromycetes; Diversisporales; Gigasporaceae.
AGUUUUGGUGCUAAACUAAUUAAUUAUGUCAGACAGUUGUCAUGCUUGAGGUUAGCUUUGAAUCUCUGUGAUAAUGACUUUGAGCCAAGCAUUAGAAUGCGCUUUGCAAGAACACCACAAUUAUGUCAACUUAGUUCUGAAACAGGAAAAAAACCUUAG